Vitis riparia (riverbank grape) is the source of this 1241-nucleotide messenger RNA. RefSeq lists its product as uncharacterized. Gene Ontology annotation, biological process: DNA-templated transcription termination; regulation of DNA-templated transcription. Gene Ontology annotation, cellular component: chloroplast. Gene Ontology annotation, molecular function: RNA binding. The transcript has 7 exons. The record is from RefSeq and is a predicted model, not a curated record. Bases 74 to 940 code for a protein of 288 amino acids. Lineage: Eukaryota; Viridiplantae; Streptophyta; Magnoliopsida; Vitales; Vitaceae.
UAGAAGAUAUUGUAAGCGCCGUUUCAGAAAUCGCACCAGAAAGGCAGAGAGGGAGAAGAGGAAGAAGGGAAGAAUGGACGCGAACUCUCUUCUCUGCUCUUCAAAUUCGUCAAAACCCCAUUUCAUUUUCAACUUCAAUCACUCUUCCUCUUGUCAAUUUCUCACUCCUCUUCCUACCAAACUGUUAAUUAACUCAAAAUUGUUAUCCUCUCCUCGGACCUCUCUCCGCACCUCCGCCCUCACUGUGGAAAAGCCUCUGGACAAGCCUUCAGAGCCCAGAGAAAUGUUACCCAGGAUUGAUAAGAGUGGUAGGUUUUGCAGCCCAAGAGCCGCCAGGGAGCUCGCUCUACUAAUUGCUUAUGCGGCGUGUUUAGAAGGGUCUGAUCCAGUUCGGUUAUUCGAGAGGCGAAUGAAUGCCAGAAGAGAACCAGGAUAUGAAUUCGAUAAAGACUCACUGUUGGAAUACAAUCACAUGAGCUUUGGAGGACCUCCUGUCACGACGGAGACAGUAGAGGAAGCGGAUGAGCUUCUGCGUAAUAAUGAGAAGGAGUCUGCAAUUGAAGCAGAAGUUCUUUCAGCUCCUCCAAAGUUGGUUUAUGGCAAACUAAUUUUGCGUUUCACGAGGAAACUUUUGGUUGCAGUUGUGGAUAAGUGGAACAGUCAUGUGCUUGUUAUUGACAAAGUUGCCCCACCAAAUUGGAAGAAUGAGCCAGCAGGCAGGAUCUUGGAGCUCUGUAUUCUCCAUUUAGCAAUGUCUGAAAUAGCUGUACUUGGAACACGACACCAGAUUGUUAUUAAUGAAGCUGUUGAUCUUGCAAAACGGUUCUGUGAUGGGGCAGCACCCCGUAUCAUUAACGGCUGUCUCAGGACCUUUGUCAAGGACCUUGAAGGAACUGGAAUAACUCAAGCUUCAGAAACUACACAAGAAGUGGUCAGUUGAUUGAAAGCAUUUGGAAGCUCCUCUUUGCUAUUCCACUUUUAACUCCUGCAACCCGAGUGGAUGGAAGAACCUCAAUCUGAGCAACUGUUUAGUUUGAGAAAAUUUUCCUUGUAUUCCUUCUCUCAUGGUGGAACUCUGCUGAGUUGUAUGAUUUAUAUAUGAUUUCAUGAGACAGAAGAGAACCCUUCGGAGAUGGGUGAACUUCAGUACUUAAAAAUAGAACAGAAUAUUGUAUAUGAUGAUGAUGACAGAGUCUGAUAUGGAUAUUCAAUAUUGAGUUAUUCAUCGUCUCCUUUCCUCC